GAUUACUGCUUUGCGUAUAGCUAACGGCUGGUCAGUGCUCUGUUUGCGGUCGACUGCUCGCAGUAACGGUAAAGAUGGAGGACAGCAGUGGAUUUCGCCCAUCGGCCGGGAAUCUGGACGAUCCCCCUAACAGCCGAGUGUUCCUGGUGGUCAGCAAGUCGCUGACGGAGGAUAUGAUCCGGGAGAAAUUCUCGGGGUUCGGAGACAUCCAGGACAUCUGGGUGGUGAAGGACCGGCACACAAAGGAGUCGAAAGGCAUCGCCUUCGUUAAGUACGCGAAAUCUUCUCAGGCGUGCCGGGCUAUGGAGGAGAUGCACGGCCGCUGCCUCAGCGACAACACCAAGCCUAUCAAGGUAUUUAUCGCUCAGUCUCGAGGAUCCACAAGUCACAGAGAAGUGGAGGAUGAAGAAUUAACAAGAAUUUUUGUCAUGAUCCCAAAAUCUUACACGGAAGAAGACAUAAAGAGCAAGUUUAAGGAAUAUGGAAAUGUAGAAUACUGUUCAAUUAUUAAGAAUAAGACCACGGGGGAAAGUAAAGGCUUGGCCUACGUACGCUUCCAGAAGCCUUCUCAUGCUGCCUUGGCAAUUGAAAAUUGUGAUAGAAGCUACAAAGCAAUCCUGGCCGAACCCAGAAACAAAGGAUCAACAUCAGAACCUCAGGAUUACCAUGGCUCCUCUCGGCAGCAAGAAGCACUACUGCACGAGCCUGCGGUUCCCAUGUACCCCUACAGUCAGACUGAACAAUAUGACUACUCCGCAUAUGACAAGGUUUCAGAUGCAAGAAACCAGGAAGGUGUGUCCAAACGACUGACCGUUGUGUCGCGGGUGCCCUUGGUGCAGGAUCAGCUGUACAGUUUAUUCGAUCUUAUUCCAGGACUCGAGUUUUGUGAGGUCCAGCGGGAUAUGUAUACAACAUUUGCUCAUGCUGUGGUGCAGUAUCAGAAUAUCUCAUCUGCAAUUUAUGCCAAAUUCAAGCUCCAUGGGUUUGAAUAUCCUCCGGGAAAUCGGCUUGGCGUCUCUUACCUAAAUGAUGGCGGUGAUGGCACAGAACUUCUUAAAAAAAUGGCCUCCAACAUGGUGGCUGCACAGGUGAACUCGAUGGUUUGGGGUCCCCAGGUUGCACAACAAUACCCACCAUCAGGUUCUGCCUACGAUCGAGCCUAUGCCUCCCCUGUUGCCUCUCAGCUUCAGACAGAUGCUACCCUUCCCACAUACAAAAAGAAGGCUCCCGCUGAUGCCCACUGCAAGGAGAGACUGUUCAUUGUGUUCAACCCUCACCCGUUAAGCUUGGAUGUGAUGGAAGAUGUGUUCUGUCGCUUUGGGAAUCUCAUAGAAGUUUACAUUGUUCCGGGGAAAAACGUUGGGUAUGCUAGAUAUUCUGAAGUGUACAGUGCAAACGAUGCCAUAUCUGUUCUACAUGGAAAGAUGGUGAACAGCGUGAAGCUGAAAGUGAUGCAAGCAGAUUCUCCAAAGGAUGAGUCCAACAAGAGACAAAGAACAUACUGAAUUUAGACAUUUCAGAACAGAGACUAAAUUAUGACAUGACCCUCACCUGACUGACUGAAACGUGACAGGAGACAGCUUUUAUGUACUGGUUUAGGAAGCAUUUGUGCAUUUUGUUCACGGUCCGAAAAUCUAAUAUUGUACGUUUUUAAGAUGAAUUUUAAUUCCUUUAACACAAACUACAGUGCGAAGGCAGCUGCUUUUUUUCCCUUUCUUGUGUGUGCAUACAUGCUAUAUGCAACG
Messenger RNA from Bufo bufo (common toad), 1745 nucleotides. RefSeq names its product RNA binding motif protein 45 (gene RBM45). Gene Ontology annotation, molecular function: mRNA 3'-UTR binding; poly(A) binding; poly(U) RNA binding. The coding region runs from base 75 to 1505 and encodes 476 amino acids. NCBI's taxonomy places the organism in Eukaryota, Metazoa, Chordata, Amphibia, Anura, Bufonidae. Gene Ontology annotation, cellular component: ribonucleoprotein complex; cytosol; nucleus. The transcript is spliced from 10 exons. The record is from RefSeq and is a predicted model, not a curated record.